Messenger RNA from Cucurbita maxima (winter squash), 1988 nucleotides. Its product is annotated as transcription factor bHLH3-like. Bases 274 to 1746 code for a protein of 490 amino acids. Gene Ontology annotation, molecular function: DNA-binding transcription factor activity; transcription cis-regulatory region binding; protein dimerization activity. The record is from RefSeq and is a predicted model, not a curated record. Gene Ontology annotation, biological process: regulation of DNA-templated transcription. NCBI's taxonomy places the organism in Eukaryota, Viridiplantae, Streptophyta, Magnoliopsida, Cucurbitales, Cucurbitaceae. Gene Ontology annotation, cellular component: nucleus. The transcript is spliced from 2 exons.
CAUGCGACCCAAACCCUAAACUUCAACCUUUCCUUCAUAUCAUUCACAUCAAAGUGCCAAGCCAACUCUUUUCAGUGGAAGAUAUUAAAAGAAAGUAAUAAAUCAAUCCCUUGUUUUCUUCUGAUGUUUCCGCGAAAUCGAGACGACCCUCCUCCUCCAUUUCAGAUCCCUCUUCACUUUCAGAGUUUUUCCGACCUCUACUUGCUAUGCGAAGGUGAUUUUAGAAGUAGAGGAGGUUGGGUUUCUUCCUUCUGCUGACUCCAUUUCUGAAAUAUGGGUGAGAAAUUUUGGGCGAACGAAGAAAAGAGGGUUUUGGUGGAAUCAGUUGUUGGUAGUGAAGCUUGUGAGUUCUUGAUGUCGUUGGCGUCUAGUAAUAUCUUGGCUGAGGACUUGCAGUUGUCUCUUGGUGAUUUUAGUGUGAAUCAGGGGCUAACUAAACUUUUGGAUGGUUCAAGUUGGAACUAUGCAAUCUUUUGGCGGGUGGUUAGCUUGAAAUCUGGGGCCUUGGCUUUAAUCUGGGGAGAUGGGAACUGUAAUGAUGAAAAGAUUGGAAUUGCAAUUCCUGGUGGGGAUGGUCAGGGAGAGAAGAAAGAGGAAUUGAAGAGGCAAGUGCUUCAAAUGCUUCAGUCCUCUUUUGGAGGGUCUGAUAAAGAUGGAUAUGGGGCAAGGAGGGAGGAAGCCUCAGAUAUCGAGAUGCUUUACCUAACUUCAAUGCACUAUAAGUUCAUGUGUGACUCGGGAAGCAGUCUGGGGGAGUCAUAUAAAUCCGGCAACUCUUUAUGGGCUUCGGAUGUAACGAGUUGUCUGCGUAAUUAUGAAUCGAGAGGGUUUUUAGCGAAAAUGGCUGGUGUCCAGACAUUGGUCUUUGUACCUGUAAAGUUGGGAGUUGUUGAACUUGGUUCCGUUAAAUCAAUUCCUGAAGAUCAGGGUGUUGUAGAGUUGGUUAGAGCGGCCUUUGGGGGAUCAAACACUGCCCAAUUAAAGACCUUCCCAAGGAUCUUUGGUCAUGAGUUAAGUUUAGGUGGAACUCAACCUCGAUCGCUGAGUAUUAACUUUUCACCGAAGUUGGAAGAUGAUACAAAUGUUUCUUCCGAAGGUUUUGAGCUGCAAGGUUUAGGUGCUAAUCAUGUAUUUGGAAAUUCUUCCAACGGGGGUCGAAGUGAUGAUAAUGAUGCAAAGAUGUUUCCACAUGCUCAGACGAGACUUUCGAGUUUGGAGUUUCCAAGGGACGAGUCAUCUCCUAAAGGGGAUGACAGAAAACCUAGGAAGAGAGGGAGAAAGCCUGCUAAUGGGAGAGAAGAACCAUUGAAUCAUGUGGAAGCAGAGCGGCAGAGACGUGAGAAGCUUAACCAACGAUUCUAUGCAUUAAGGGCUGUUGUCCCAAAUAUCUCUAAGAUGGACAAGGCUUCUCUGCUCGGCGAUGCCAUUACGUAUAUCACCGACCUUCAGAUGAAAAUUAAAGUUAUGGAGGCUGAAAAACAGAUCGCUAAUGGCAGGCAGAAAAGUGCAGAGGUUGAUUUUCAGGCAAGGGAAGAGGAUGCUGUUGUGAGGGUGAGUUGUCCUCUGGACUCGCACCCUGUUUCUAGAGUUAUCAAAACAUUUAGAGAACACCAAAUUGAAGCUCAAGAAUCCAAAGUUACGACCACAUCCGACAACGAUAAAGUCAUUCAUUCAUUCUCCAUUAGAACUGAAGGUGGCGGUGCAGAACAGUUGAAGGAGAAGCUGCUGGCUGCCCUAUCAAAAUGAUAUCAUUUGUAAAGUACCUCUUUUAUAUAUACAUCAGGCCAAGCCUCAACAUGUUGAUUUUCAUGUAGUUUCUUUACUUUGUUGCAUUACGAUGUGGAAAUUUCUUAUUAGUGAAGUCUGCAAAAACCAAGUUACAUUCUCCCUUGUAUGUUUAAUGUCUAAAUGUGGCAUCUUCUAUAUUGGAUUGUUAUAAGUUAAUGAACUGAUUAUCAAUGAAAACUGUGUUUAAAUCUUCAGAUCAA